Molecule: messenger RNA, 1755 nt
Organism: Dictyostelium discoideum AX4
Lineage: Eukaryota; Evosea; Eumycetozoa; Dictyosteliales; Dictyosteliaceae
Gene: pppA
Product: protein phosphatase 2A scaffold subunit
Exons: 8
Coding region: 1-1755 (584 amino acids)
Cellular component (GO): protein phosphatase type 2A complex; cytosol; cytoplasm
Source: RefSeq, a predicted model, not a curated record
AUGGCAUCUAUAAAUACAGAAUCGGAUGAUUAUCAUCCAAUUGUUAUUUUAAUUGAUGAAUUAAAAAAUGAGGAUAUACAACUUAGACUUAAUUCAAUAAAAAAACUUCAAUCAAUUGCAAAAGCAUUAGGACCAGAACGUACCCGUACAGAAUUAAUCCCAUAUUUACAAGACUCUGUUCUCGAAGAUGAAGAUGAAGUUUUAGUUGUAUUAUCAGAAGAAUUAGGAAAUUUAAUCGAGUUUGUUGGUGGUGCAGAACAUGCUGUUUGUUUAUUACCACCAUUACAAAUUUUAGCAGGUGCUGAGGAAUUAGUUGUUAGAGAAAAGGCAGUGGAAUCAUUAUGUAAAAUUGCAAAAGAGAUCCCAACAUCAUCAUUCGAAGAAUCAUUCCUUCCAUUAUUAUUUUCAUUAUCAAAAGCAGAUUGGUUUACAUCACGUACAUCAGCAUGUGGACUUUUCACUGUAUCAUAUCCAAGAGCAAAUGCUGAAAUGAAGAAAUCUUUAAGAAAAACUUUUGGGGGAUUAUGUCACGAUGAUACACCAAUGGUUAAGAGAGCUGCUGCAACUAAUUUAGGUAGUUUUGCAAAACAAAUUGAAAAAGAAUCAGUUAAAUCAGAAAUCCUUCCACUCUUUCAAUCAUUAUCAACUGAUGAACAAGAUUCAGUUCGUUUAUUAGGUGUUGAAAAUUGUGCUUUAUUAGGUUCAAUGUUAACUAAUGAAGAAAACAUUCAAUUUAUUUUACCAACUAUUAAAGCUAGUUCAUUAGAUAAAUCAUGGAGAGUUCGUUAUAUGGUUGCUCGUCUUUUAAAAGAGUUAUGUGAAUCAAUGGGAACAGAAAUUACAAAGACAGAAUUAAUUGGAGCAUUUGUUAAAUUAUUAAAAGAUACAGAAGCAGAAGUUCGUACAGAAGCAUCAUUAAGAAUUGCAGAUGUUUGUUCAUUAUUAACCAAAGAAAUGAAUAUUAAAACCAUUCUUCCAUGCGUUAAAGAUUUGGUAUCAGAUUCAUCACAACAUGUUAGAGCUGCACUUGCUCAAGUCAUUAUGUCAUUGGCACCAAUUUAUGGUAAAGAAGAUACAUUAACUCAUCUUUUAGAAUUGUUUUUACAUCUCUUAAAAGAUGAUUUCCCAGAUGUUCGUUUAAAUAUCAUUUCAAAAUUAGAUCAAGUAAGUAAAGUAAUUGGUAUUGAAAUGUUAUCACAAUCUCUAUUACCAGCUAUCGUUGAAUUGGCUGAAGAUCAUCAAUGGAGAGUAAGAUUAGCAAUUAUUGAUUAUAUUCCACUUUUAGCUUCACAAUUAGGUGUUGAAUUCUUUGAUGAAAAACUUGGUAAUUUAUGUAUGACUUGGUUAGGUGAUCCAGUAUUUUCAAUUCGUGAAGCAGCAACUAAUAAUUUGAAGAAAUUAACCGAAGUAUUUGGAGUUGAUUGGGCAAAGAAUAAUAUUAUUCCAAAAGUUUUAUCUUUACACUCUCAUCCAAACUAUCUCUAUCGUAUGACCACAUUAUUUUCAAUUUCAACCCUUUCAACUGUUGUUGGAGGUGAUGUUAUCUCUAGUUCAAUGGUUCCUUUAUUGGCCAAAAUGGUUUCCGAUAAAGUUCCAAAUAUUAGAUUUAAUGUAGCUAAAACUUUCCAAACCAUUAUUCCAUUACUCGAUAGCACAAUUGUACAAUCAAGAGUCAAACCAUUACUCGUAAAACUUCAUGAAGAUACUGAUAAAGAUGUUAAAUUCUAUGCUAGCCAAGCACUCCAAUUAUGUUAA